GAAAGUGAGGUCAAGAUGGCGCGCUGCAGCAUGUGAAGGGGACUUCUCGGUAACCGGUCGUUCGCUUGAAGAACAUGUUCAAAACACCAUGUAGCAGACUGACGGGAGUUUGGAAAUACAUACCACGCGAUGGUUUGGUUGGUGUCAGCGUGCAGCCGAAGCUCAUUGCAAAUGCUUUUAGGUGUCACCUGAGUGCCAGGAGUCUGAUUCAGCUCUGCAGAAAGAAUCAAGCAGAAUGGAUCACAUUCCAGCACCUCUGCUUCCUGAAGAGACAGUAUGUUAAGAGCAGCAAUGAUCUGUGUCAGCGAGCAAGACCCAAGCAGGAGCGUGUUACUUCUGUGCUGGCUGAGCAAGAUGAUUUGGUUGACGGACAGGUUCAGCAAAUCCCAGCCGUAAAGCCUGAGUCCAGUACUGUGGUGGCGCCAUGUGACCCGCAGGACAUCCAGAAUGAACCAGAGGCAGCCAGGGCAGCACGCUUAGAGGCCCGGCAGUGGAAGGAAUUAAGGGUGGAGUACAGUGAUUUACCGGGGAUCUAUGCACGACUCUCCAAACUCAAACUAACAGCUCUUGUAGUUACUACGGCAGCUGCUGGCUUUGCCAUGGCUCCAGUGGCCUUUGACCCCGUCACUUUUAUGAUGGCUUCAGUCGGAACGGGUCUCUCUUCCUGUACAGCCAAUUCCAUCAAUCAGUACUUUGAGGUGCCCUUCGACUCAAACAUGAAUCGUACCAAAAACAGACCUCUGGUCAGAGGACAAAUCAGCCCGCUCCAUGCCGUGUCAUUCGCGCUGGCAUGUGGGAUCCCAGGUUUGACCCUGCUGACCCUGGGUGUAAAUCCCCUGACGGGCUUUCUGGGCGCCCUGACCAUCUUUCUGUACACGUGCUGCUACACUCCUCUGAAACGCCUCAGCAUCACCAACACCUGGGUGGGCGCGGUGGUGGGCGCCAUCCCACCUGUUAUGGGCUGGACUGCAGCCACUGGCUCUCUCGAUCCAGGAGCUCUCUUGCUGGGAGGUUUCCUGUUCUCCUGGCAGUUUCCUCACUUUAAUGCGUUGAGCUGGAACCUGAGAGAGGACUACUCGCGAGGCGGGUACCGAAUGAUGUCUGUCACUCAUCCAGCCCUUUGUAAGCGUGUGGCCCUCCGCCACAGUGUAGGCCUGAUUGGCCUCUCUGCCUUGGGCCCCGCGCUGGACGUCACCACCUGGACCUUUCCCCUAGUCUCUCUGCCGAUUAACCUUUACAUCAGCUACCUGGCCUUCAGGUUCUAUCGCCAUGGUGACAGGCAGAACGCCCGAAAGCUGUUCUUCUGUAGUCUCUGGCAUCUGCCAAUGCUGCUGCUGCUGGCACUCACCUGCAAAAAGAGGCGUGUGACACAGGACGAGGCAGCCGUUGCCCCUAGUAUGGCAUCUCUGGCUCUGUAGAGUCAACACAAUCCCCUUCUGGCCAUUGCCAUUGGUUUUCAUAUACUGACUUGCUGUCUGCAAUUAAUUGCUGUUGGCCCCAAAGUGAAUAACGUCUUGGAGUUUAAAAAUUAUGCACCUUGGAAAGGGUGAGACAAAAUAGAAAACAUGCCUAACUGUGAUAACCAUAACCUCUUUAUUUAUAUUGAGGUUUUCGUCAGGGAGAAAUUAUGACAUUGUCGAUACAUACAUUUCAAAAUACAUAAAGAUUUCAAAAUCCCUGAAUUCACUCAGGUAGCUUAUACACAAAUCAAUGCUAUGUGUGUGUAAAUAUAUGAUAUAUUUAUUUGAUACAGCCCCUCUGAUGUUUAUAAACACAAUGUCUGUGAUUGUAUAGACUAAUAAACAAAAAGAAUGACCCUUAACAACUUCAUAUGGAAUAUCUAUGUACAUCCAUGAUGCUGCAUCGGUGAUUCUCACUAAACUUAUCAAGAAAAUGGCCAAUCCCAAAAGUAUUUUUUUUUUUUUUGCAUAAUGUAAAAAUGAAGGCUACAUUUAGUGGGCAUUAAGAUUUUUUGCAUUGUGACAUUAAGUCAGGAGACUUGAGCACGUUUUUACCCUCCAUUCCUAACCACUUCCGACCCACCCCCCAUUAUCCUUAGCGCAAUGCAUUAGGAUGUUUUACUUUUACAUUUCCCAUUGUUUUCAGUGAUGAUUCUCAGUACUGUAACUGUCUUUUUUUUUUUUUUUCUUUUUUUUUUUACUGUGUUACAGUAAAACAAUGAUGGUGUACAAUUAUGUUAAAUUAAAAUAAUUAAAUUAAAAGCAUUACCAAAGGAGUGCAAAUAAGGUGUAUAAAUACUUUACAAUUUCUGUUAAAUUUUUUCCUCAUUGCAGUAAUAAGAAUAUCAUAAUAACCAUAUUUUUGGCUUUAAAGUAAUGAGAAAUGGGGGUUAAAAUGUGCAUAACAGUCAUGAAAAUAUUGUCACAAUGUAAAUAAAUUAUCAAUUAUAAAUUGCCUUAAAAAUAGGCUUAUUUUUAUUUUACAUAUAUAUAUAUAUAUAUAUAUACUGUGCAGAAGUUUUAGGCACUGUCUUAAGAUGGUUAUUUAUAUCUUCAGCUUUAGUGUGCCAAUUGGAAAAACACAUUUUAGACUCCCAAACAUUACUUUUGCAAAUAGAAAAGAUUAGAAUAGAAGAACAGGGCACUCUGCAAGAGAUGGCAUUGCCCCCACAGACCCCCUACUGAACAUAGAGUCAGUCUGGGUUUACAUGAAGAGACAGAAGCAAUUGAGACAUCCUAAAUAGAUAAAAGAACUGUGGUGAAUUCUCCAAGAGGCUUGGUACAUACUAUCUGCCAACAACCAAGAAAAACUGUGUCCAGGUGUACCUAGGAGAAUUGGGUCUGUUUUAAAGGCAAAAGUGGCCACACCAAAUAUUGAUUUAGCUUUUUUAUCUUUACUGGACUUUGUAUGAUGUUAAUUAGUAAAUGUAUAGACUUUGCUGUUGCGGAAGGAAAUUGGUACUUAAAUUCACAAAAGUGGCAUUCAACUGAUCACAAAGUAUAGUUAGGAUAUUACUGAUAUAAAAAACAGCCCCAUCACUAUUUGAAAAAAAGUCAUUUUUGAUCAAAUCUAGACCAGCCACAUUUCCAGCAGCCAUCACUCCUACACCUUAUCCUUGAGUAAUCAUGCUAAAUUGCUAACUUGGUACUAGAAAAUCACUUGCCAUUAUAUCAAACACAGUUGAAAGCUAUUUGGUUCGUUAAAUGAAGCUUAACAUUGUCUUUGUGUUUGUUUUUGAGUUGCCACAGUAUGCAAUAAACUGGCAUGUCUUAAGGUCAAUAUUUGGUCAAAAAUGGCAAAAAAAAGAAACGGCUUUCUCUAGAAACUCGUCAGUCAAUCAUUGUUUUGAGGAAUGAAGGAUAUACAAUGCUUGAAAUUUCCAAAAGACUGAAGAUUUCAUACAAAGGUCUACAGUCUUCAAAGACCAAGAACAACUGGCUCUAACAAGGACAGAAAGAGAUGUGGAAGGCCAGAUGUACAACUAAACAAGAGGAUAAGUACAUCAGAGUCUCUAGUUUGAGAAAUAGACGCCUCACAUGUCCUCAGCUGACAGCUUCAUUGAAUUCUACCUGCUCAACACCAGUUUCAUGUACAACAGUAAAGAGAAGACUCAGGGGUGCAGGCCUUAUUAGAAGAAUUGCAAAGAAAAAGCCACUUUUGAAACAGAAAAACAAAAAGAAAUGGUUAGAGUGGGCGAAAAAUCACAGACAUUGGACAACAGAUAAUUGGAAAAGUGUGUUAUGGAUCUUAAUCCCAUUGAGCUUGUGGGAUCAGCUAGACUGUAAGGUGCGUGAGAAGUGCCCGACAAGACAGCCACAUCUGAAAAAUGUGAAAUGUCACCUGAGUAUCUGGACAAACUGACAGCUAGAAUACCAAGGAUCUACAAAGCUGUCAUUGUUGCAUGUGGAGGAUUUUUUGAUGAGAACUCUCUGAAGUAGUUUAAGAUGUUCUGAAAAAGAUUUCAGAUUGCAAUAGUAAUUUUUCACGUUAUUAAUGCCACUUUGGUGAAUAAAAGUACUAAUUUCUUUCCAUUAGAGCAAAAUUUGUACAUUAUUCCAAACUUUUGGCUGCCUGUGUGUGUGUGUGUGUGUGUGUGUGUGUGUGUAUAUAUGUGUAUAUAUACAUAUGUAUAUCUGUGAAAUGGAAUUUCUUAUUUAUUUUGAUUUUACAGUAAAACCAGGACAUUUUCUUAAAUUUUAAUGAGAAUCACCCGUAUACAUUUUGCCUAGAAUUUGCAAAUAAUAUUGUCAAACUGUAUUUGGGUCUAAUGUCAUUAAUGUGGAUAUUUGUCUUUAUGCUUUAAUGGCCUAAAAUGAGAUAAUGGUUUAAUGCGCCUUGAAAUUUAUAGCGUAAUCAGCAACAUUUAUGUGAUCCAUUAAUGUUUAUUCUCAAAUAAUUACUUGGUCAUAAUUUUGGCUUCCUAAGUCUGUUAAAAUUGUAUUUUGGCAUUUGAUUUAUUUAGUAAAGAAAACACUGUUUCACUGUUAGCCCAGAAGGCUUUAUUCUGCAUCCUCAUUUAAAACUCCGUCCCUUUGAAAAUAAAUGCUGAGCGAUUGCUUUAAAGAGUGUUCUGGUCUGGUCCAUCAAAAAUGCUGAAGUUUUUGAGAACAAAUUAAUACAAAUAAACUUACUCAGCUUAGUCAUUUCUUGAAUCACAUUAAUGUGAAUAACUGGAACAGAGUGCUGAAUACCACUGAAGCUUGUUCAGUCCAAACAGUGUAUUGCUGAUCUGAAGUAUCGUUCAUUUUACAUUCAGCACCUUCACUGUUUACCAUCAUCUAACCUCACCUUAUCAAUGAUCUCUGUAAGACACACAAGAACGAGAGUUGUUUUUUAAUAAAUGUCUUGCG
Myxocyprinus asiaticus (Chinese sucker) is the source of this 4811-nucleotide messenger RNA. RefSeq names its product protoheme IX farnesyltransferase, mitochondrial-like. Gene Ontology annotation, biological process: heme biosynthetic process. Bases 75 to 1418 code for a protein of 447 amino acids. Lineage: Eukaryota; Metazoa; Chordata; Actinopteri; Cypriniformes; Catostomidae. The transcript is spliced from 7 exons. Gene Ontology annotation, cellular component: mitochondrion; mitochondrial membrane. Gene Ontology annotation, molecular function: protoheme IX farnesyltransferase activity. The record is from RefSeq and is a predicted model, not a curated record.